Messenger RNA from Plasmodium fragile, 2202 nucleotides. RefSeq lists its product as uncharacterized. Gene Ontology annotation, molecular function: glycerophospholipase activity. Lineage: Eukaryota; Apicomplexa; Aconoidasida; Haemosporida; Plasmodiidae. The record is from RefSeq and is a predicted model, not a curated record. The transcript is spliced from 3 exons. Gene Ontology annotation, biological process: fatty acid metabolic process. Gene Ontology annotation, cellular component: membrane. The coding region runs from base 1 to 2202 and encodes 733 amino acids.
AUGAAAGAUGAGGAGGAACGCAUCUAUAUGUAUUCUGAUAUUUUUUCGCAUGGUCUGAGUGGUGAAGAGAACAGCGAUGCAGAAGAAGAACGGGAAAAGAAGAAGAAUAAAAAAAAAAAAAAAAAAAUUAAUGAUAAUAAUUUAAAGAAUGGAGAAAAUGAAUAUAGCAAGCUGAGGGCAGAAAAUUCAACCAUUUUAAAUAAUUACUUUGAUGCUGAACCCAUAAAAUGUUAUAAUCCUCAAGUGAUUAAUGCGUCUUUGCAGCAUGACUUUUUACAAUUUCCACAGAACAAGGAACACACGUUGAAUAUCUUCGAUGGGGAGCUCAACGAGAAUAAGCACUCCGUUCAAUUACGCAAGCCUGGGUUCUACUGCAUCUACGUGGAGAACAAUAACAAUAGCAAAUGGGACAGCAUCUACUUUGGGCUGUCGAAGAUGCAGGUGGAGCUGAAUUACAAACUGAUCUCGCAGAACGUAGGCAAAGACACCCAAGGGAAGGCAGAGCCCCAUAACAAAAAAGUGAUUCUACAUAAAAACCAACAGAGGAAGAAACACCCUUCACAUAACCAAAAGGAGGAGGAAGAAGAAGAUGAUGUAGGUGUACAUGUGGAGGAAGAAGAGGAGGAAGAGGAAGAAGAGGAAGAAGAGGAAGCGGAACAUGAACACGAUGAAGAUGAACACGAUGAAGAGGAACACGAUGACAUGAAUCUGAAGAGAGACCCGAUGCUACUAGACAACUCAGACCUAAAUGAAGAAAUUAACAAAAUCUGUAAUUAUAAUUUUGGUAACACAGAUAUUUUAUUUGAAGGGUCCAAAGAAAGGAAGAAUAAAAAGGACAAAAGUAACCUUAAGGGUAUUAAAAAAAACUACUACGAUAAUUUAAGAGUGAAGAAUAGGAGGAAGGAGGAGAGUAUUUUGUUUGAAGAAAAUAAAAUCAACACGGAAAAUUUUACUUGCACUUUUCACAAUGAAAAUCAGAUUAGGGUUCCCUCGAAAAAAAAGAAAUACGUUUACCUGUACAAUCAAAGUGUCAACAGCAUGCUACACUUGAAUGUGAGCACUUCUAUGUCCCUCGGCAUGACCAUCGAGUGCCGCUACGGGAUACUCUACUGCGGCAAGUACAACCAGAUCCCGCAUGACCCCUACACGCCGUUUAGAAAACCCGUGUCCAUACUGUCCCUGGACGGAGGAGGAAUCCUGGCCAUGUCUACCCUGAUCGUGUUGAACAGAAUUGAAAAUGAAAUAAGAAAGGAGAUAGGAAACGACGACGUGAAGCUGAUCGACUGUUUUGACAUGGUCUGCGGAACGAGUGCAGGAGGGUUGAUUUCCCUGGCCCUGUUAAAAGAGAUGGAGCUCCGAGACAUCACCAACCUGUUACCAAGUACCAUGCAAAAAAUAUUCGAAGGAAACAGAAAUCUCAUUUCAGGAAUUUUAUUUGAAGGUUACGACAUUAACAAUGUGAAGGAUUUGUUUAUGGAAAAACUGGGUAGCAUGUUUAUGUCUUCACAUAAGAAGGUAUAUUGCUUUGUGACGGCAACAGAUGUGAAGCACAAUCCGUAUAAGUUGUUCCUGUUGAGGAAUUAUACUCAUAAGUAUAACGCCAUAAGUGGAGAAGCUUAUGAAGGGAUUAAUAAGUUUCCUUUAUGGCUAGCUGCCUGGGCAACUGCAUCAGCACCAACAUAUUUAAAAGGACCCAGUUCUGAAGAUAUUAAAGAUCUGGGUAUUCAUGUGAAGCCAGAAAUACAUCUGGUCGAUGGAGCCUUGAAGGCAAGCAACCCUGCUCUUAUCGCAUUGGAAGAAUGUGCUAGAUUGAAUAAUAAAAAUCUCUCCUCCUUUAUUAAAGAGGAGCUAGAUACUCUAGUUUCAAUAGGGACAGGAAAGUCUCCAACCAAAUUAACUCAGUCAGGAGCUAGCGGAAAAUCUGCAUCUACAUUUGAAAUAAUUCUUAAUUCAGGUCACCUGCUAACCAGAGCAAAUGAAACACACCGUGAGGUGCUACAGUGGCUCUCCGACAGGGAAAAUACUUAUUUCAGAUUUAACGUGCCCAACAUAGGGGACAUCAACAUUGACAGCCAGGACAUACGGGAUUUUGAUCUCAUCGCCAAGGCCACCCGCGACUACCUGUUUGAUGAAAAAUUCUACGAGAUUAAACGCCUCGCGCAUAAACUCGCCAACAACUACAUGCGAUCCAGGUACCUCUAA